Messenger RNA from Chanos chanos (milkfish), 618 nucleotides. RefSeq names its product neurensin 1-like (gene nrsn1l). The record is from RefSeq and is a predicted model, not a curated record. Gene Ontology annotation, biological process: nervous system development. The coding region runs from base 1 to 618 and encodes 205 amino acids. The transcript is spliced from 2 exons. Gene Ontology annotation, cellular component: transport vesicle; neuron projection; neuronal cell body. NCBI's taxonomy places the organism in Eukaryota, Metazoa, Chordata, Actinopteri, Gonorynchiformes, Chanidae.
AUGGCCUCCUGCUCAGCAGUCUGUGGGUCAGAGCCAUCGGAGCGUGCUCAGAGUGUGGUCGAUUCCGGUUGCCAUACUUUUGGUGUUCGUUCCUACCUACACCAUUUCUAUGAGGAGUGUACAGCCUCCAUGUGGGAUCAGCAGGAAGAUUUUCAGACCCAGAGAUCGCCCCAGUGGUGGAGCUCAGGCCUCUGGAAGGUCUCUCUUGCAUUUGGAGCUGUGGUGCUACUCGUGGGGCUGGUGGUGCUGACAGUGGGUUAUGCCAUCCCAACCCGUAUCGAGGCCUUCGGGGAGGGGGAGCUGCUGUUUGUGGACAGGCAGGCAAUGCGUUUUAACCAGGGGCUGCAUCUCAGCGUGAUGGCAGGGACAGGCAUGCUCAGCCUGGGAGGACUUCUGAUGGCAGGGGGCCUCCUCAUGUCUGCCUUCUGCAGGACCCACAACAAAGAAGAGGAGAACCAGGUGAAACCCUCCCAAAGAGAUAAGAAAGGAGGACAGGGGGGGUCAGCAGGAGCGAAGAGUUCACCUGGAGCGGUCACCAAGUCUCCGGUCCCUGUCUCAUCUGAGAGCAAGGUGCCCAUCACUCUCUCUAAAGUGGAGAACAUCCAACCAUCGUCAUAA